Molecule: messenger RNA, 1471 nt
Organism: Juglans microcarpa x Juglans regia
Lineage: Eukaryota; Viridiplantae; Streptophyta; Magnoliopsida; Fagales; Juglandaceae
Product: protein SOB FIVE-LIKE 1-like
Exons: 1
Coding region: 504-974 (156 amino acids)
Biological process (GO): cytokinin biosynthetic process
Source: RefSeq, a predicted model, not a curated record
UGAAGGUAUAGAAAACAACCCACCACUUUUGUCUUUUUGCCCUGUGUAAAGGUCCAUUUCACCUUCAUUGACAGCUUCUAGCUGUCUUCUACUCAGUGAAAAUCAGAGAAUUUAUGGUUAUUUAGAUUUCCAGAUGGUUGUGUGGUGAGAAUUAUCCUGGCUGUAUUAAAUGGACUUUGUUUUUCUUUUAUUGCUCUAUAUUAACUUGUUUGGUAUAUUUGUUGGUUUUCCCUCUUUCUAGUGUCUGUAAUACCUUUUAUUUUAAUAUAAUACUUAUCUUGCCAAAGAAAAGCUGACUGUGCUUUCAAUGUAGCAGCUUUCAUAAUGUUUUAUGGGUAUAUCUGUUCUUUGUGGUGAAAUCUGUUUGGCUCAGAAAAGCACCAGUGGUUUCUCAGGGAUCUAAAUUAAAACAGCUGAUCCCCAGUUUGCCAUUUAUUAAUUAGUUCCCAGUUUUAUUUUUGGUUAGCAUCCUUCAGUUUCUUUCUUCUUGCUUGCUUCCAGCAAUGGAGUCUUCCCAAAUGUUUGGAGGUACAGAAGAAUGUCACAGCAGUGAAUCUGGGUGGACAAUGUAUAUUGGCUCCCCCAUUUAUGGUGAUGAUGAUGAUGAUGAUGAUGGUGAUAACGGUACUCAUGAUGAUGAGGAUCAUGAUGGCGAUGAUGAUGAUGAUGAUGAUGGUGAUCGAGAUGAUGAUAGUGACGAUUCAAUGGCUUCUGAUGCUUCUUCAGGCCCAAGUCAUUCAUUGGCUGUUUUCAAGCACGAGGAGGAAGAGAAUGAUAACAAGCAUCGUUUAGAGAAGAAAUCAGAUAAACAAAAACACAAGGCGAAGGUGCAGAUCAGAGCUCAAAGCAUAAAGGAAGAAAAAGAAGAUCAGAGGGUUUUCAUGGCAAGAAAAGCUAAUAAUAUUGCUUCAGCUCAGAGUGGUGCCAUUGCCAAGGUAAGAAAAAACAUCUGGAUGGGCAAAAGAUCAAAAUGAAACAUGUUUUUCCACUUCUUGAGGAUGCUUUGUAGGAUGGGCUGGAAAAAAAAACUUCACCAUGCUCAUAUAUAUUCCAAAGCUUGAUCUUUUGUAAAAGUUGAAUCAAGAAUUACCAUGUUUGUCAGAGAGACAGACAAACAGCAUGAUGUUCUUGUGGAUGUCUUUACAUGAGUUUCGAUGUGUUGCAUAACACCAUAUCCAUCCAUAUGAGCCUCAUUAAUGCAGCUUAUGAGCAGGAAAACUGCAACUCAUAGCACAUAUGAUUUUCGAAGCAGGAAUACUAAUGUUGGUAGACAUGAGCAGAUCAAGAGCUCUCCAAUCUGUCAAUAUGCUCGUGCAAAUACUCCUAGCUAUUAAGGCUUGAAGUAUGUGAGAGAUUUAUGCAAGACUUCGUCUAAGCAAAUGAAUCACUGCGUGUAUGAUUAGGAAAACUGCAAUCUAUGACAUAUUUAGUUAGGAAUUUUAUGAGCUUUGUCAUAUAUUAUUAUGUUAGA